AAGUGAGAAAACAGAGGAGAAGGUUACAGAUUCUUGUUCACUUUUUGGAAUUCCUGAUUUAUUUUUAUUUUGAUUGGUUCUUGUUUGUGAUUUAAUCAUUUCAUCAAUUGUUUAAGCUUAUUUCUAUUUUUACUAUCACACUUAUGCACAUAUAUAUCUUUCCUCCUUUUUUUCUUUUUCACUUACAGAUAGAUGUUCAUUCCCCCUGGCUGUAUUGAUAUAUUUUGUAUCACGUUAAAAGUUUCAAUAAAUAAAUAAAGAGGAGAAGGUGUAUCUACAGAGAAAAAUAAAUAAAUAAAAUUUGCACCAUCAUGGGCCAGCUGCUGUCAUCAGAAGAACAGCUUCCUCAGCUGAAGGAGGCCCUUGGUUCUGUCAUCUAUGAUGCCAUGUUAGAAGGAGAUGCUGUGCCUGACCUCAGGGUGGUUCAUCCUCUCCUACUAACCAAUCAGAACGACAACGCUGACUCUCAGACCCGCCUACAGGAACACCUGCAACAGCUGCAGAGUGAAAUCGGAAACCGGGUGCCCGCCUACCUGAAGGAUCUGGUCAGCCGACUGUCGGCCUUCUCGGAUGAGCCGAGCCUGACCGGCCUGGUGGGAUUAGUGAUCACCAUGGUGGUGGAUAUGGCCUAUGCAUCGUCAAAACAAUCAUCAGGAGAGGAAGGGAGGGCGGCCGGGUCGUCGUCAUGUCAGCAAAGAAUCUGCGAGCUGCAGGAGGUGAUGGAUGAAUACCUAAAGCGCUGCAGAAUCAACCUAAGUGAUAAAAGCAGGUUAAUCCAGGACUCCGUCAGACUUGAGGCCCAGUUCAGCCUGAUCCUGACACAGCUGAAGACCUGUCUGCUGGGGGCACACUGUGACUCCAGGUCUCUGAGACACUGGGCCUGUGCAGCUGUGUUUCACACCCAGAUGUUGGUCCACCUGGCUUGUCUGGAGGACAAGGCAGAGCCCUUAUCUGCAAGAGCAGUGCUGAAUCAGUACCAGGAAGACCUCAAACAGAUCAUUCCUGCCUACAGGAAAUAUAAGUCCAAUACAGUCAGUGUUGUAAAAUGUCGGGGAGUUCUUCUGCCAAACUUUGACCCGGCUGGAGAUGUGCCAGAGGAGGGAGCCAUGACAGGACUGACGGUGAUGGACAGAGAGACUGGGAGGAGCGUGAACAUCCCUCUUUCUGUCAUAGAGAAAGAAAUAGGGAGAAGAAUGCAAGACUCUGAGCUCUCUGAUGCUACAUCUGCAUCUUCACGAGUUAAUCUGGACCUCAUCACCUCGGAUCAGUGUGCUCAGGUGUACCUGGAACAACUCUUUUCCAGUAAGGGACCCGUGGCAGAGCUGGAAAAAUACUUUACCAAGGCCAGCCAAAGGCUGGAAAAGCAAAGAACUUGCAUAAAAAUUAAAAACGAGACGGGAAAGGGACAAAAGAUUGAACAAAGUGAAGAAGUGUAUCUUUCAGACCAGGCAGAGGGAAUGACCGGAUAUCAAAAAAUGGGGAAAACUGAAAGCAGAGACAAUGGAACAAGAAAUUACACAGAAGAUGCAAGUUUAAAACUGAGCAUCGUAGAGACACAACCAGAGGGAAGUCUCACUUAAAUACACCACAGUUUAUCACAUGCAUAAAAGAACAGGAAGUGAAUGCUUCACUGAAAAGCAGCACUUGGAGCUUAGAGCGUUUUUGUUGCUCAGUUAGAAAAUGAUUUGUAAGCAGAGCGUUGAACUCAAGAUGAAACAUUUAUUUAGAUAUCUGGAGACACCUCAAAGAUAUUACUUAUUCUCGGUACAAAAGCAACAAAUAUGUCGAGGACAUUUUUCUGCCAGGAAUCAUAAACACGCACAUCUGAAGCCCGUUUGCUUUAACCUUUUUCAGGAUUUUUUUCAUUGCAAAUUUGUGGAAAUCAUGUUCUGAUUUAAAGAUGUUUCAGCUUUUAAUGAAACAGAAUUUAUCUUUGGAAGUUCAAUCAUUGCUGUGCCUUUUUUUAUUUAAUUUUUUUAUGCAAGUGAAUUUUAUGAUGAUUAAAUCACUUCCAAAACAAGCAACACUGAUAAAAAUAAUUGAUUACAUUUGAGCUAGCUGGGUCUGCUUACUAUUGAUGAAGUGCCUUUUUUGUGUGAGGUGACUACUUUAUUUUUAUCCGUAAUGAUUAGUUCAACCUAAAGUGCCAUCUAAAUCCAUUAGCAUUUGCCAUACGUUAUGUAUUGUUAGCCAGCACCUCUUGACAAUAAAACAGUGUUAUGCAGCAGCACGCUCGUCUUUUCAA
Austrofundulus limnaeus is the source of this 2245-nucleotide messenger RNA. RefSeq lists its product as uncharacterized. Bases 312 to 1580 code for a protein of 422 amino acids. Lineage: Eukaryota; Metazoa; Chordata; Actinopteri; Cyprinodontiformes; Rivulidae. The record is from RefSeq and is a predicted model, not a curated record. The transcript has 7 exons.